AUGUCUAUGAAUGGAUGUGAUGCUGAUUUCAAGACGCCACUUGGUACGGUGGAGACAAGAACCAUGACGGCUGUUUGUUAUCCGGCAACCGCCACUGAGAGGUUAAUCUCCGCCGUGUCUGAGCUCAAAUCUCAACCUCCGCCGUUUUCUUCCGGCGUCGUCCGGUUACAGGUGCCAAUUGACCAGCAAAUCGGAGCAAUCGAUUGGCUUCAUGCCCAGAACGAGAUUCAGCCUCGUUGUUUCUUCUCUCGUCGCAAUGACGUUGGUCGUCCCGAUCUUCUUCUCGAUUUGGCGUCGGAGAACGGAAACGGAAACGGACGAUUGUCAUCGGAACGUAAUCUGGUUAGCGUCGCUGGUAUCGGCUCCGCAGUUUUCUUCCGUGACCUUGACCCAUUCUCUCACGACGACUGGAGAUCCAUCCGAAGGUUUCUGUCUUCUAAGUCACCUUUGAUUCGUGCCUAUGGAGGCAUGCGAUUUGAUCCUCAUGGCAAGAUCUCUGUGGAAUGGGAACCUUUUGGUGCAUUUUACUUUGCAGUGCCUCAGGUUGAAUUUAAUGAGUUUGGGGGAAGUUCGAUGUUAGCUGCAACUGUUGCUUGGGAUGAUGAACUCUCUUGGUCGCUUGAAAACGCCAUUGAAGCACUUCAGGAAACUAUGCUUCAGGUUUCUUCUACUGUAAUGAGGAUACGGAGUGAAUCUCUAGGAGUAUCUGUUGUUAGCAAGAAUCAUGUUCCUACAAGAGGUGCAUAUUUCCCUGCUGUGGAGAAGGCUUUGGAGAUGAUCAAGCAAAAAAAUACAUCUCUUAGCAAGGUUGUGCUUGCUCGCAACAGCAGAAUUAUCACAGAUACCGACAUUGAUCCCAUUGCUUGGCUUGCACAGUUACAGCGUGAAGGGCAAGAUGCGUAUCAGUUCUGUCUUCAACCACCAGGUGCACCUGCUUUUAUCGGAAACACGCCUGAAAGACUUUUCCAAAGGAAUCAAUUAGGUGUCUGCAGUGAAGCUUUGGCUGCAACUAGGCCUCGAGGUGCUUCAGCGGCUCGUGAUAUGGAGAUAGAGCGUGACUUACUAACCAGCCCUAAAGACGACCUCGAAUUCUCUAUUGUACGAGAAAACAUAAGAGAAAAGUUUAACUCUAUAUGUGACAAGGUAGUUGUUAAGCCCCAAAAAACUGUGAGGAAGCUUGCAAGAGUGCAACACCUAUAUUCUCAAUUGGCAGGAAAGCUUACGAGGGAGGAUGACGAGUUUGAGAUCUUGGCUGCUCUGCAUCCAACUCCAGCUGUUUGUGGGCUCCCAGCAGAAGAAGCCAGGCUUUUGAUUAAGGACAUAGAAUCGUUUGAUAGAGGAAUGUACGCUGGACCGAUUGGGUUUUUCGGUGGGGACGAGAGUGAAUUUGCGGUUGGGAUCAGAUCAGCUCUAGUCGAAAAGGGUCUUGGGGCAUUGAUCUAUGCGGGGACAGGGAUAGUAGCAGGAAGCAACCCAACCUCAGAGUGGAAUGAGCUUGAUCUAAAGAUAUCUCAGUUCACCAAGUCAAUUGAGUGUGAGGCAACAACAGCUCUGCAGGCGAUUAACUGA
Messenger RNA from Arabis nemorensis, 1569 nucleotides. The record is from the annotation of a GenBank genome assembly. Lineage: Eukaryota; Viridiplantae; Streptophyta; Magnoliopsida; Brassicales; Brassicaceae.